Messenger RNA from Caenorhabditis bovis, 693 nucleotides. NCBI's taxonomy places the organism in Eukaryota, Metazoa, Nematoda, Chromadorea, Rhabditida, Rhabditidae. The record is from the annotation of a GenBank genome assembly.
AUGGACGAGCUUAUUCUCGGCGAUACGACGAACGGCCAAACCGCUAAAAUCCUCCCGCCGAUCAUUCUAAUGUUCCCCUAUUCGAUAUUAUUCAUCAAGUCUCGAUUCAAGGACAGAGAGCAAUUAGUUUAUCCCAUCUAUUUGAUGUUCUUCAUCGUCUGCUUUUCUGUCACCUUCUUCAAAACCGGCGUCAUUGUCAUUUUGUAUUAUUCGAAUGCACGAGCGAUGGGAAAUUUGUCGAUGGAAUUGACCGUCAUAUUCUUGUACGCGAUGAUUUGGAAUAAUGUUUUCAUUAAUACCCAUGUGAUACCAGUUGGCCUUCUACUUCUGUCAAUUCAACGAUACGUGGUGAUCAAUUUCAAGGAGAAAUAUUGGAAAUUCGUUUCCGGAUAUUUCCUCUUAUUCCUCAUCGUCGUCGACGUCAUCACAGCCGUCUGGUUCGUCUUCUAUAUGGACGCAGUUGGUUGCGGUAUGAUAAGCUUCUAUGAAAUUGCUGUCACCGAUAAUGAAUAUUGCGAUGAUGGCGUGUAUGUCGAUCGCAAAAUGAGAAUUUCGGCGAUUGCGCACGCGGUUUUCCUUUGGGCUGAGUCUCUCUUGAGACCAUUAAUUGUUACUGGUUCGGAUAUAGAAGCUGAUGGUCAAGCCGAUCUCAGGGUCUGGAUCGAUUGGCAUCACUUGACCAUCAGACUUUAA